CUUCCGCCGCGGACGUUUCCGCUGCCAGCAAAGAUGGCGGCGUCUAGUUCACGUACCGUGGGCAGAGUGGGCUCCUUUCUGGGAAAAUGUGGGAAUUGCAGCACGAGUAUAAACACAGUCACGUCGCAGCUGAGCCGGCAGGUGCUGAGCAGGCGGAUAUGUGUGAGCUCUGCCCUGCACAGAAAGAACCUGGCGGCUGCAGGACCGGAGAAGUUCACGGUGGAGUUCAUCCAGAAGCAGGUGGAGGAGUACAACAUCGGGAAACGGCACCUGGCCAACAUGAUGGGAGAAGACCCCGAGAACUUCACCCAGGAGGACAUAGAUAGGAGCAUCGCCUACCUCUUCCCCUCCGGCCUGUUUGAGAAGAAAGCCCGGCCCCUCAUGAAGCAUCCAGAGGAAAUCUUUCCAAGGCAGAGAGCUGUCCAAUGGGGAGAAGACAGACGGCCUUUCCACUUCCUGUUCUACACGGGCAAACAGUCCUACUACUCUCUGAUGCAUGAAUUAUACGGCAAAAUCCUGAACAUAGAGAAGUACCAAGAUCGUCUGAGAGCCAAAGGAGUCUUGUCCAAAGACGUCAAGCAGAUCUCUCUGGGCACAAGCAGGUGGCUCCUGAAGGAGGAACUGGAGGCGCUGCUGGUGGAGACCAUCUCCACUCACGAUUACAAUCGCUUCAUCCAGCUGAUGGAGCGUCUGCUGUCUAUGCCCUACUGCGCCACUGAGGAGGAGUUUGUCCUGCGUUACCGCCAGCAGCUAGAGGCCCAGUCCAGGAAGCAAAUGGUCGCGCCGCUGGAGAGGGACGAGCGGGGCGUGGCCUUCAGCACCUCAGACGGCCGAAGGAAGACGUCUAACUCCUCCGUGGUGCUGAGAGACUGCGGCUCAGGACGCAUCACCAUCAACGGCCAAGAAUACCUGCACUACUUCCCCGUCCUACAAGACAGAGAGCAGCUGAUGUUCCCGCUUCAGUUCAUGGGCAUGCUGGGACGCUUCGACCUGGAAUGCACCGUCAGCGGCGGCGGGCGGUCCAGCCAGGCGGGGGCGCUGCGGCUCGCCAUCUCCCGGGCCCUGCUCAGCUUCCUGUCUGAGGGAGAGGUAGAGACCAUGAGACAAGCUGGUCUGCUGACCCCUGACCCCAGAGUGAGAGAGAGGAAGAAGCCAGGUCAGGAGGGAGCAAGAGAGAAAUUCACCUGGAAGAAACGCUGAGGAGGAGGAGGAGGAGGAGGAGGAGGAGGAACAUUCACACCGACUCCCUCUUACGCCCCAGUUUGAACUGAUCUCGUUGUUCCCAGAGGCCACGUCACUCGUGUCUGAUUUAGUUUAUUUAAGCUCCCGGAAGAACAACCAGCUGAAUGUCUCAUACAGCUGCCAUGUUUUCCAGAUGCAGCUCCUCCUCUACGAGCUGCAGUUUGCUCCUUCGGCCACCAGAUGGAAGUCUAUGUCAAGGAAUGAAUAAGUUGAACAUGUUUAUCAGUGUAUGAAUCAAUAAAUUAAGUAUUUUUUUCUCAUAAAAA
Messenger RNA from Thunnus maccoyii (southern bluefin tuna), 1508 nucleotides. RefSeq names its product mitochondrial ribosomal protein S9 (gene mrps9). Gene Ontology annotation, biological process: translation. The transcript has 11 exons. Bases 34 to 1200 code for a protein of 388 amino acids. Lineage: Eukaryota; Metazoa; Chordata; Actinopteri; Scombriformes; Scombridae. The record is from RefSeq and is a predicted model, not a curated record. Gene Ontology annotation, cellular component: mitochondrial small ribosomal subunit; ribosome. Gene Ontology annotation, molecular function: RNA binding; structural constituent of ribosome.